Molecule: messenger RNA, 3488 nt
Organism: Neomonachus schauinslandi (Hawaiian monk seal)
Lineage: Eukaryota; Metazoa; Chordata; Mammalia; Carnivora; Phocidae
Product: coronin-7
Exons: 28
Coding region: 92-2878 (928 amino acids)
Molecular function (GO): protein binding
Source: RefSeq, a predicted model, not a curated record
CCGGAGGCGGCGGGAGUCGCGGCUGCUGUCCGUGCACCUGAGAUCCGACGCCCGGGUCUUCGAAGCUGCGCCCGCAGCAGUCCCCGUCGCCAUGAGCCGCUUCAAGGUGUCCAAGUUCCGACACACGGAGGCCCGGCCGUCCCGCCGCGAGGCCUGGAUCAGUGACAUUCGAGCAGGAACCACACCCUCAUGUGGGAACCAUAUCAAAUCCAGCUGCCACUUGAUUGCAUUUAACUCUGACCGUCCAGGUGUGCUGGGCAUCGUGCCUCUGGAAGGCCAAGGAGAGGACAAGAGACAGGUGACCUACCUUGGCUGCCAUUCAGACCUGGUCAUGGACUUGGACUUCUCUCCCUUUGAUGACUUCCUCCUGGCCACGGGCUCAGCUGACAGGACGGUGAAGCUGUGGCGCCUGCCCGCCCCUGGCCAGGUGCUGCCCUCGGUGCCCGGGCUGGUGCUGGGCCCAGAGCCUGUCCAGGUAGAGGUGCUGCAGUUCCAUCCCACCACGGACGGUAUCCUGGCGAGCGCAGUGGGCAUGGCCGUGAAGGUCUGGGAUGUAGCCAAGCAGCAGGCCCUCACAGAGCUGGUGGCCCAUGGGGACCUCGUGCUGGGUGCCGUCUGGAGCCGGGACGGAGCCCUGGUGGGCACGAUGUGCAAGGACAAGCAGCUGCGGAUCUUCGACCCCAGAGCAAAGCCAGGGGCCUCCCAGAGCACAGAGGCCCACAAGAACAGCAAGGAUGGUCGGCUGGUGUGGACGGGCACCCAGGAGCACCUUGUGUCCACUGGAUUCAACCAGAUGCGUGAGCGGGAAGUGAAGCUGUGGGACACCCGGCACUUCUCCAGCGCCCUCACCUCCCUCAGCCUGGACACCUCACCCAGGUCUCUGCUGCCCCUGCUGGACCCAGACUCCGGGCUCCUGAUCCUGGCAGGAAAGGGGGAGAGUCAGUUGUACUGCUACGAGGUGGCCCCCCAGCAGCUCGCACUGAGCCCAGUGACCCAGUGCCUCCUAGAGAGCGCGCUGCGCGGGGUGGCUCUCGUGCCCCGGCGGGCGCUGGCCGUCAUGGGCUGCGAGGUGCUCCGCGUCCUGCAGUUGAGCGAUGCGGCCAUCGUGCCUGUCAGCUACCGCGUGCCUCGCAAGGCUGUGGAGUUCCACGAGGACCUGUUCCCAGACACGGCAGGCUGCGUGCCUGCCUCCGACUCCCAUGCCUGGUGGGCUGGGAGCAACCAGCAGGUGCAGAAGGUUAGCCUCCACCCAGCUCACCGGCCCUACCCCAGCUUCACUUCCUGCCUGGUGCCCCCCGCGGAGCCCUCCCCCGAUGCAGCCCCGCCAGCAGCAGCCCCGCCUGCAGAGACACCUGUGGGUGAUGCGGACCCCAGCGAGGGCUUCUCCUCCCCUCUCAGCUCGCUGACCUCGCCCUCCACGCCCUCCAGCCUGGGGCCCUCCCUCUCUAGCACCAGUGGCAUCAGCACCAGCCCCAGCCAGAGGUCCCUACAGAGCCUGCUGGGCCCCAGUUCCAAGUUCCGCCAUGCUCAGGGCGCCGUCCUGCACCGAGACAGCCACAUCACCAACCUCAAGGGACUCAAUCUCACCACGCCUGGCGAGAGUGACGGAUUCUGUGCCAACCAGCUACGCGUGGCCGUGCCCUUGCUCAGCAAUGGUGGGCAGGUGGCUGUGCUUGAGCUACAGAAGCCUGGCCGCCUGCCCGACACAGCACUGCCCACGCUGCAGAAUGGGGCAGCUGUGACGGAUCUGGCUUGGGACCCCUUUGACCCCUACCGCCUUGCUGUUGGUGGGGAGGAUGCCAGGAUCCGACUGUGGCGGGUGCCCCCAGAGGGCCUGCAGGAGGUGCUCACAACACCUGAGGCUGUGCUCACAGGCCACACAGAGAAGAUCUACUCUCUGCGCUUCCACCCACUGGCAGCCGAUGUGCUGGCCUCCUCUUCCUAUGACCUUACCAUUCGGAUCUGGGACCUUCAGGCCAGAGCCGAGCGGCUGAGGCUGCAGGGCCACCGGGACCAGAUCUUCAGCCUGGCUUGGAGUCCUGAUGGACGGCAUCUGGCCACUGUCUGCAGGGACGGGUACUUGCGGGUCUAUGAGCCCCGGGGUGGCCCUGAGCCCCUGCAGGAAGGCCCAGGGCCUGAGGGGGCCCGUGGAGCCCGUGUUGUCUGGGUCUGUGAUGGUCACUGUCUGCUGGUGUCUGGUUUUGACAGCCGAAGUGAGCGUCAGCUACUCCUAUACCCCACCGAGGCCCUGGCCGGUGGUCCUUUGGCAGUGCUGGGGCUGGACGUGGCUCCCUCGACCCUGCUUCCCAGCUAUGACCCAGACACCAGCCUGGUGCUACUCACGGGCAAGGGCGACACCCGCGUGUUCCUGUACGAGCUGCUCCCCGAGGCUCCUUUCUUCCUAGAGUGCAAUAGCUUCACGUCCCCGGAUCCCCACAAGGGCUUCAUUCUCUUGCCCAAGACAGAGUGUGACGUGCGGGAAGUAGAGUUUGCCCGAUGCCUACGGCUUCGCCAGACCUCCCUGGAGCCUGUUGCUUUCCGGCUACCCCGAGUCAGGAAAGAGUUCUUCCAGGAUGAUGUUUUCCCAGACACAGCCUUGAGCUGGGAGCCGGUGCUCAGUGCCAGCGCCUGGCUGGGAGGUGCUAAUGGGCAGCCCCAGCUUAUCAGCCUGCAGCCUGCCGGCAUGACCCCAGUAAGCCAGGCCCCCCGUGAAGCCCCUGCCCGACGGGUCCCACCCUCAGCACUCUACCUGGAAGAGAAGUCAGACCAGCAAAAGAAGGAGGAGCUGCUAAAUGCCAUGGUGGCCAAGCUGGGGAACCGGGAGGACCCGCUCCCCCAGGACUCCUUUGAAGGUGUGGACGAGGACGAGUGGGACUAGCCUGCCCACCACUACCUCUAGCCUCACCGGCCACUGCCACCUCCUAGAACCGCCUGGUGUGGUGCCCCCUGCACACCUCACUUCUCACCCUCAAACUGGAAGAUGCCUCCUGGCCCUGGCACACCUUGUCCCAAAAGCUCUGGCUUCCUCUGGGCCUUGGGCACUUCUGUGGCCUCUGGGCCCCGCUGCAACUCCUGUGGAUUGUCUGCACCUCUGCUUUCUGUGGGACUGGCUGCUUCUCCGCUGCCUGCUAGCAUGUGGAACCAGGGGCGUGGCAGUGGGGUGGGGUGGGGUGGGAGUGGGGGUCAGUGGCACGCCCCUGGGCUAGUCCCAGCCUGGGCUGGCUUCGCCCAGCACCUUCAGUUGUUACACGCCAUCCCAUCUUGCCUGCUGGCCCACUUCUAGUCAAGAGCCUUGGGGGCUGGCCCCCUGCCAGGCCAUUUGGAGCAGCAUCAGUCUCAGGGGCCAGGGACCAGCUGCCCUCCUCCUCAGGUUUGAAACCAGUAGAAGGGGGCAUUACAGAGCUGAUGGCCCAAUCAAGGGGGGUGUGAACCCCUCAGUGACUGGCCUGAAUAUACCCUGGAUGUUUUCAGCAAUUAAACUUUUCUAA